AUGUCAGUGGUAGAAAGGAAGGACAUUCAGUCCACCAUCGAUCGUCGGGAUAUAAAGAGUUUUAGAGAUGACAUGACAUGUCAAAUGAAGGCGAUCACCGAAUCCCUAGUCAACCAAGCCACUCAACUAGCCAGAGUAGCCAAAUCAUUCGAGAGCAUCGGGGAAGCAGUUCGACACACUAGGGAUCUAUCCAAGUUACUCCUCAUGGGAGGGUUCAAGUUGACCAAGUGGAUGUUCAACAGUCGUCAUGCGAUCGAUUGCGUCCCAGUUGACGAGCGGGCGCUGAGUCUCCGUGAAUUGCAGGGGAGUCCGUUACCAACAGAUAGAGCAAUUGGUGUGCAAUGGGAUUCGGAGAAAGCCGAGUUUUCGUUCCAACUCCAGCCAUCUGAGAAGACGGCGACUCGCAGAGGAAUUCUGUCUUCGUUG
Messenger RNA from Echinostoma caproni, 426 nucleotides. NCBI's taxonomy places the organism in Eukaryota, Metazoa, Platyhelminthes, Trematoda, Plagiorchiida, Echinostomatidae. The record is from the annotation of a GenBank genome assembly.